AUGAUUGCCGGCUUUACGCUCUCCUCCCUAUUCAUCGGCUUGUCCGAUGGUGCGUAUGGGAACAUUAUCACGAUGUUCACGCGAAACCGCAUCGGACACAUUCAGGUGCAUCGCGAGGGAUACCUUGACAAACCGUCUCUAUACGAAACAAUCGAUGACUACCCGUCCGUGGGUGAGACGAUUCAGAGCACCACAGGAGUCGAAGCGUGGACACCGCGAGUGUACGCAGCCGGACUCGGCUCGGUCGGUGAAAAGAGCACGGCUGUACAAGUCAUUGGUGUUGAUGUCGCACGAGAGACGCAAGCAACCCGAUUUGAUCAAAAAAUGAUUGAAGGGAGUGUGUUGGCGGAAACCGCUUCGCAUGAGGCUGUUAUUGGAAAAGGUUUGGCGAAAAUUCUUUCUGGGACGGUGGGUAGUGAAAUUGUGAUUUUUUCGCAGGGUGCCGACGGUUCAAUCGCAAAUGAUGUGUAUAAAAUCAUUGGAAUCGCAGAGAGUGGUGACGACGGGACAGACCGAGUGGCGUGUUAUCUACACAUCGAAGAUGCUCAGGAAUUGUUUGUGCUUGAGGGACGCAUCCACGAAAUUGUUGUGAUUGUUUCAAAUAUCAAUCACGUGAGUAAAAUUACAGACACCAUCAAAACGCGCUUGAAUAAUUCUACGCUGGAUGUCGCACCGUGGCAAGUGGUCGCCAAAUCCUUUUACCGCGCCAUGAAAGUCGAUCAACAAGGAGACGCCAUUGCUCGCUGGGUGAUUAUGCUCAUUGUAGCCAUCGGUGUGCUUAACACGGUGCUGAUGUCGGUGCUGGAGCGGACGCGUGAAUACGGCGUGCUGAAGGCAGUCGGGACGAAGCCGACGCAAAUUUUCUGGCUGGUCAUCUGCGAAGUGGUUAUCAUCGCUAUUGGCAGCAUCGCGGUCGGCGCGCUCCUUGGGGUUUUAGCCAAUUAUCUGCUAUCCAUAUACGGCAUCACGUAUCCCGAGGAAAUUACCUACGGCGGCAUGAAAAUCAAAACGCUGUACGCUGAAGUCAAUGCCCGAUGUCUGAUUAUUCCCGCUAUCACUGUUAUGCUGUCAGCGACGAUCGUCAGCCUGUUUCCUGCGAUAAAAGCCGCCCGAAUCAUGCCUGCGAAGGCGAUGCGGACACAUUAA
Geodia barretti is the source of this 1146-nucleotide messenger RNA. Lineage: Eukaryota; Metazoa; Porifera; Demospongiae; Tetractinellida; Geodiidae. The record is from the annotation of a GenBank genome assembly.